CCCCUAUUUCUUCAUCAUUUAAAGUAUAUAAUUAAUAUAAGCCCAAAAUGGCCCAAUUGAUCGUUUAAGUGUAACCCUAAAUCACUUUGCUAUAUAUAGACGCAGUGCCACAAACAUCUUGACUUGUAAAUUUCAUUAUCUCACCGCUCCCUCCCUCCUUUCUUUCUUCCGUUCAUGUUCUUGUCUUUUCAGCUAUGAAAGACAUAACACAAUGCACAUCUGGUUGUUACACUGCAUAAUUCUCUGCCAGCACCAUUUCCGUCGUUCUCCGCCCUUCAUCGUCGACACCGUGCGAUUCCCGAAGUUCCAAUGACGUCUUCUAAGAGGCCUAAUGCGGGGCCGAAUGGGAGAGGGAAACGCCGGAGAUCUUCUGGCGGUUUUUCGUCGUUGGGUGUUUCUCCGGGGAGCGUUGUGUUCCGUUUGCUCUGUCAUGCUUCUAGAAUUGGCGGUGUUAUUGGCAAAGGUGGUUCCAUCAUAUCGCAAAUUCGCCAAGAAACUGGCGUGAAACUUAGGAUCGAGGAAGCUGUUCCCGGGUGUGAUGAAAGGGUUAUCACUAUCUCAGGUUCUGAAAAAGAGACUGAAGAAGAUAACACUGAACAGGGAAAGGAGGUUAAUGAUAAUGAUGAUGGUGGAAGCGAGGGGAAGGAUCGGGAGGAGAAGGAUGAUGGCGAUGGUAAUGAAGAUAAAAGAGAAAAAGAUGCCGUUCCCGUUGAAGAUUCAAAGAGCGAGAAGGGGAAUUCGGCUAUUUGGAAGGCUAUAUCACUAGUUUUUGAGAGGAUGGUUGAGGGAGUAGAGGAGACAACUGAAGGAGAUGAAGAAAGUAAUAAACCUUCUUCCUUUUUUUUGAGGCUACUUAUUCUUACUGCUCAAGUUGGUUGUGUUCUAGGAAAGGGUGGUAGUGUGAUAAAGAGAAUGGCAGCUGAGAGUGGUGCACAGAUUCGGAUCCUUCCUAAAGACAAGCUUCCAGCGUGUGCAUCGGCUUCUGAUGAGAUAGUUCAGAUCUCAGGAAGUGUAGAAGUUGUCAGGAAAGCUCUUCAAUCUGUUUCUCAACAACUUUUGGAAAAUCCGCCUCGGGAUCAUGAUUCCCUGUCCGCCAAGUCUACUGGGCCGUCGUCUCAUUCAUUUGGGCAAUUCCCACCACACAACCGUUCUUUUUCUGCUCAAGGAGAACCUUUUGCUAGUGGUCCUCAUGAUAUUUCUGCUUUUCAUUCUGCCGCUCCUCUGAUUCCCAAGUUUCAUGAAGCUGCCAUCCACGGUCGCAUGAGGCCUUUACAAGAAAUGCUUACUUUUCGUUUAUUGUGUCCUGCGGAGAGGGUAGGAAAUAUAAUUGGCAAAGGUGGAGCAAUCAUAAAGACCGUGCAGCAAGAGACAGCAAGUGAGAUCAAGGUUUUAGAAGCCCCUCCAGAUUCAGAGGACUGUGUUAUUGUUAUAUCUGGUCCAGCGCACCCAGAGGAUAGAAUAUCCCCUGUGCAAGAGGCUGUAUUUCGUGUGCAAACUAGAAUAGCCAAGCCUAUACCUGAUGCCAAAGACCAUAUUAUGUUAGCAAGGUUUCUGGUUUCUUCCACUCAAAUAGGUUGUCUUCUUGGCAAGGGUGGUUCCAUCAUUACUGAAAUGAGGAAGAAAUCAGGGGCCCAUAUCCGUAUAUUAGGAAAGGAUAAGGUUCCAAAGUGUGCUUCAGAGGAUGAAGAAGUAAUUCAGGUGAAUGGAGAAAUUGAGGCAGUGCAUGAUGCUCUCUUGCAAAUAACCACUAGAUUAAAACAUCAUUGCUUUCGCGAUUCAUAUCCAUCUGUCAAUUAUCCUUCAAAUUCUCCAUUUCUGGAUCAACUUCCUCCAUUCCCACCUUAUUUAGGAAGAAGGGGACUUUCACCUCCUAGGAUGUAUUCUGACCUUGGUCAUCCACAUCCACACGCGGGCUUUCCUCUUGAUGAUCGCCCUCCUUUCUUGAAUAGUAUACAUAGACCAGGCCUUCCUCCUCACAUAUCUGAAAGGAAGCCUUGGGGUCCACAGGGGAUACUUGAAGGUGGCAUACCCAUUGGCUUGCCAGACUUUCCAGGAGGUCCUCCUAGAAGAAUUUCAGGAUUUGCAGGGGGGAGCCAACCAAUUAUCACAAGUACCACUGUUGAAGUUGUUGUUCCUCGAGCAGUGGUGCCUGUAAUAUAUGGGGAAGAUGGUGAAUGCCUAAAACAAAUACUUCAGAUUUCUGAUGCAAACAUUACUAUUACUGAUCCAAAGCCUGGAACUGUGGAAACUAAAAUUAUAAUAUCUGGAACCCCUGAGCAAACUCAUGCUGCCCAAAGUCUUAUUCAGGCAUUUGUCAUGAGUGAGAGGGAGUCAGUUUGAUCACUCUAUUUGGGUAAUACACUAAUACAUUUGUUUCUUUAGUCUGGCAGUUGUAAUUGAGUUUUUUUUGCUUAAUUUUCUCCGCGUUGCAAUUUUUUGUAGGCAUGUGGUAUAAAUUGUAAAAUGUUAUCCUAUAGAAAUACCACUACACCCCAGCUUUGCUUUUAUGUGCAUUUAUUUGGUAUGCUUUUAUACAUCCCUAUGUUUGAUAGAUUUUCAUUGUGUCCGAGAUCAGUACUGUUUUGAGGCUUGUAGAAGAUAAACAGUCAAAAGGGCUUCCAACGUCUCUUGUAUCUUUAACUCAAGCAAGUUGGUGUAUGCUUUACUCCUCUUCUUUGAGAUGUAAGAAUAUUAAUCAUCUGGUUCUUCCUUGCA
This is a messenger RNA of Glycine soja, 2715 nucleotides long. RefSeq names its product KH domain-containing protein HEN4-like. Gene Ontology annotation, biological process: regulation of gene expression. The transcript has 9 exons. Bases 310 to 2340 code for a protein of 676 amino acids. NCBI's taxonomy places the organism in Eukaryota, Viridiplantae, Streptophyta, Magnoliopsida, Fabales, Fabaceae. Gene Ontology annotation, cellular component: nucleus; cytoplasm. Gene Ontology annotation, molecular function: mRNA binding. The record is from RefSeq and is a predicted model, not a curated record.